Molecule: messenger RNA, 372 nt
Organism: Sorex fumeus (smoky shrew)
Lineage: Eukaryota; Metazoa; Chordata; Mammalia; Eulipotyphla; Soricidae
Gene: SCGB3A2
Product: secretoglobin family 3A member 2
Exons: 4
Coding region: 1-372 (123 amino acids)
Source: RefSeq, a predicted model, not a curated record
AUGAAGCUGGUAACUGUGUUCGUGCUGAUAAUGCUCAGCAUUUGCACAUACUCCGCCACAGCCUUUCUCAUCAACAGUUUGCCACUUCCUGUCAACAAAAUCUUACCUGUGGACACGAUUCUCUCUUCCCUGGACCCAUUAAGGAAUCUAUUGAGAACUCUGGGGAUUUCUGUUGAACAUCUUGUGGAAGGAUUGAAGAAAUGUGUGGAUGAGCUGGGACCAGAGGCAUCUGAAUCUGUGAAGAAACUGCUGGAAAAUGGUGACAAAAAAGUUGGCUCUAUCAUUUUUGGUGUGAUAGAAGCAGAAAAUGAGAAUGGAGGAGGAAUGAGGAUGAUUCUCCCCUUCUCCUUGGCUAAUAGUUAUUCUAUAUAA